This is a messenger RNA of Beta vulgaris subsp. vulgaris (sugar beet), 2676 nucleotides long. RefSeq lists its product as hypothetical. Lineage: Eukaryota; Viridiplantae; Streptophyta; Magnoliopsida; Caryophyllales; Amaranthaceae. The record is from RefSeq and is a predicted model, not a curated record. Gene Ontology annotation, biological process: cytokinesis by cell plate formation. The transcript has 18 exons. The coding region runs from base 340 to 2367 and encodes 675 amino acids.
AGACUAUCUGACCCUAGCUCGACCAACCCGGUAGGGUCCGGUGAAGAUGCUGAAAAGGGAGAAGUAUUUAUCUAAUCGAACACGACGGUUAUUGCUAUGAAAGAAUCCCGCAUGCAACUCUCUGUUUCCGUUACACGUACUAGGACAUACACAAGAAAAUGGAGGAGAGAGAGAGAGAGAGAGAGAGAGAAAUUGAAAGAGAAAAAGAAAACCCGAAGCACCCAUGAUCCCAACUUAGAUCUCACGUACUGAACUACGUGCAUGGUGCACCCAGAUCCCAUGAAGAAACAUACCUUCCCUUAAUCACAAUCAAACUUCAUUACAUUUUUGGUGAAAAGAAUGGAUCGGUUUAGGGCAAAGUACGAUAGACAAAAGAGCGUAGAAAGCCCUACUGAAUCUCCUGUUGCAAUGUCACCAUUACACCGUCAUGCUCGUUCUUCAUCGUCUGUGUUAACCAAUGCAAAGAAGCCUCAGAAUGUGGCGGCCAAGGCAGCGGCUCAAAGACUUGCACAAGUGAUGGCGCAUUCAGGUGAUGAUGAGGACGAGGAUGAGGAUGAUCUCUUGGUUGAUUAUCAACCUGUUGGCUCGCUUGGUGGCCGUGGCCUUGCUGCUGGAAGGUCUGCUCGGCCUCGAUCCCCCAAGUCAGUUCGUUCAGCUUCUACAGAGCAGCCUACAUCAAUGCGAACUCCAAUGAUUGCUCGUCCAUCUUUCUCUGCUAAGACCAACGAACAAUCUUUACCAAGACCAUCUUCAGCAGGUCGGUUAUCACAGCCAUCCAUCAACCCUCUGGAGCCAAGGCAGUCGUCAGCGCAUUUAGCGUCAACAGUUAGAACAGCCAGGUCUUCCAGAGAUUCUAUAGAUAUGGAAGAAGAACAAAAUGAAUCGAGUGGAAGACCAUCUUUAUGUGUUAGAACUAAUGCAGAAUCUUCUGGACGAUCAGCUGCAGCUUUUCGGCCACCUCUGACCUCGGCUAGUACAGAGCAAACCCAAUCAGCUUCUGUGUCAGCAGGACGAUCUCCUAUGUUUGCCAACUCUGAGGAUCUCAAUCUAUCUGAGCGAUCACCUAAGGUCAUCAAUCCUUCCGAACAGCCUCUAUCUGCCCCUUCUACUACGUUAGGCCGACCUUCAGGGCCUAAAUCAGUUUCUGUGUUGCCCCCUGCUGUUAAAAUGUCUCUGAAGCAACAAACUGCAUAUAGUCCAGUGGCUGGCAGUGCCAGUAAUAAGAGGUUGUCACUAGACUUUGGGAGUAGGAUAUCGAGAGAACCCAAAGAGCCUAAUGAUCAGCUCUCGACGACAGCCCUACAAGACGAGCUUGAUAUGCUACAAGAGGAAAACGACAGUCUUCUAGAUAAGCUUCGACUUGCAGAGGAACGGUUUCAAGAAUCUGAAGCAAGAGCUAAGCAACUCGAGAGACAGGUUGCAAAUCUUGGAGAAGGUGUGUCUAUGGAAGCUCGACUUUUAAACAGAAAAGAGGCAGCCUUGCAGCAAAGGGAGGCUGCACUGAGAGUGGCUUCAAAAAAAUAUGGUGGCAACACUGGAGAUAUUACAGCACUCAGGAUGGAAGCAGAGUCUGCUAGGGAUGAGGCAACUUCUGCACUUGAUCAACUCCAGGAGUCUGCGUCUGAAUUAAGAUCCCUUCGGUCUGUGGUUCAAAGAUUAAUGUUGAAUCAGGAGGAGAUGGAAGAGGUGGUUCUUAAGAGGUGUUGGCUUGCUCGAUAUUGGGGUUUAUGCGUUCGACAUGGUAUCUAUCCAGAUAUUGCGGGAGCCAAACUUAAUUACUGGUCAUCCUUGGCCCCUCUACCUGUUGAAAUUGUUAUGGCUGCGGGACAAAAAGCAAAGGAAGACUGUCACUCAGCUAACAAUGAUGACAGAAGGGAAAAGACUUUUCGUGAUAGCAGUCAACUUUCAGGAGAGGGCAGUGCUGAAAGCAUGCUUACAGUAGAGAGAGGUCUGAGGGAACUAGCGGUGCUGAAGGUAGAAGAUGCCACCAGGCUUGCAAUGGCUCAACAUAGACGGAGGAGUAUGCAGAAACCUGCUUUUACAGAUGACUUGAGAUCUCCGAGUCAGAAAUUCGCUGAAGCUUUUGAAUUGAGCGAAGAAGAGUCUGAAGAAGUGCAGUUUAAGCAGGCUUGGCUGAUGUAUUUCUGGAGAAGAGCUAGAAAUCAUGGUGUGGAACCAGAUAUAGCAGAUGAGCGCGUGCACUUUUGGAUCAACCAUAGUGCACAAGCAAGUAACUCACAUGACGCAGUUGAUGUUGAGCGAGGGCUUAUGGAGCUUAGGAAGUUAGGGUUGGAAAACCAGUUGUGGGAAGAAAGCAGGAAAUGGACUGAGCAAUACUCCCAUGCAAGAAAGCAGAUGGACUUCUGAGUUUUUAAGAAAGCUUUCUUGUAGGAAUAGGAUGACAUAAACAUAUAUAGGUUGUGUAAAUGCGAUUUUCCUUAAGUUGAAAUUCUGUACUCUGUAGUAUCUCCUCCUCUGGUCAACAACCAAUGCUGAAAGUACAAUUAUUUGUUAUGUUUCUUCAAAGGGUUCUUUGAUGACGAACAUCAUCGAAUAAGAAAAACUGAAAAAGGGUUCGAUAAUAGAUAUACCAUAUCUUAUUCUAACGUUUGUAUUUUUUAAGGAUAAGAAAAGAUAAUAUUUAUCUAUAAUAUAUAGAGGAUUAAUGUUGGUUUA